UUUAUCGCUUUCUGAGAAAAUCUUAUAGUGUAAUAGUGUGUCAGUAGAUCAAUUAGUGAGCAAUAAAGUGGACAUCUGGAGUUUCAUUUCCUAGUAAACACGUAUGUUGAUGCACUGCAGUCAUACAGAUUACUUAAAGAUUGUACUGAGUGAACAUUUAAUUAUAUUCAUAGUGUAGGCCUAUUUAGUGCAUAUCAUAGCUACAAGCCUAAUGAUCGAAAAUGGCGGUAAAUACUUCAAUAAUUGGCAAUGAAAUCAUACGAAAGUAUAAGAUGUCACUUGACAAAGACUCUGACAUUGACCUACUUCUGAUUGGAAAAACUGGUCACGGAAAAAGCUCAGCAGGAAACAGUAUUUUACGACGUCAAGUUUUUGAAAGUGGCGCAUCUACGAAUUCCAUUACUACUGGUGUAAAUUUUGAUUUUUCAGAAAUUGAUAACCGCGUCAUAAAAGUUGUGGAUGUCAGAGGUGUUCAAGAGACCCGCGAGACUGAAGCGAAGUCUAUUGCUUUGUUUAUUCGUGAGAUGGAACACGCCGUAGUGGCCAACCCAAGAGGGUACCACGCUUUUCUAAUCGUGUUGAGAUUCGGCGUGCGUUUUACUAAAGAAGAAGUGGAUACAAUAACAUUUUUAAAGGCAGUGUUCGGCGAGACAUUUGUUAGAGACUUUUGCAUUCUCGUCAUGACGUAUGGAGACUUGUUUGAAAUCGAAUGUGAGGGAUUGUCUUUUAAGGAGUGGUGUGAACGAGAAACCGGGAAUUUCAAGGAGCUUUUGAGUGAAUGCAACCAAAGAAUUAUCUUAUUGAAUAAUAAAACCAAAGACGCAAGUGUUAAAAUACAUCAAGUACUUGAACUAUUAAAACUAGUGGAUCAACUGAAUGGUAAAAGAUAUAAUGAUGAAAACUUCAAGCUGGCGAGAGAGUCUCAAAUAAAACUUCAAUUUAAUUUUGAGUUUGAAGACCUACGCGAGAGGGCGUUAAUGAAAAUUAGUCUAAUAUUUGAAAAACUUGAGAGAUGUCAAGGCUCCUUCAAGGAAGAAAUUGAAACUCUCGAAUUGAUUUUAGUUGAAGCUGAAGCGCUAGAAAUAUAUCUGACAGAAGUUGACAAAGGAACCAAACUGCUCCAGGAUUUAAUACGCGAUGUUCAAAACUUAAAAUCAAAUAUUUCUUCAGAGGUUAAGUUUAAUGUGGAUGCCAGAGAAUGGAAAGAAAAUCUUGCAGGAAAUUUGAAAAAGUUGGACGAAAAAUGUGCUACCGAAAAAGAGAAAUUGAAAAAACAAUUUCAAAUAGAUUAUGAAAAGUUCAAUGCAAGUGUCGAAAUGAGAAUGCGAGAACAAAAAAAGUUGGAACAAAAACUCGAAGAGCUGGACAAACAGCUUAAAAAAGAAAAAUCGGUUUACGAAAAUAAUUUCCAAGAGGAAAUUAAAAAGAGACGUGAAAACAUUAAAAAAGAGAGACGCAAGUUAGAAGAAAAUUAUAGGGAAAGGAAAUCCUCUUUCAUUUCUUCCCUCACCAGAAUUCUGCAAAGUUUAAAAUCAACAUUUCUAUUUUUGUUACGAAAAAUAUUUUAAUUGAAUAGAGAUACAAGCAACUAAUUGUAUUGAGUGUCGGGUGGGUAGCGAACGUCGAGAGUGAAGUACAAUGAAUCCCACUACCUAUUAACUCUUGGCGUAAAUAAUUUUCAUUAAAAGUAAAUAUUUCUUUCUAAGUAUUUUUGUUGUAUUCAUGAAAUUAAUAUUUUAAAACAAUAAAACAUGUUUUGUUUUACUCUGAUAACUUAACAAUAGCUCAUAGCAUUCGGAUUUUAUAACUGGUUUUAUUUAAUCCAACAUUACGUUAGUAGCUUGGCAUAUUUUGUAUUUAUUAUGUGUGUAGUAUUGACUCACUCGCUCAAGCGCUCAUCCAAGCAUCUUUUCUAGCUUCACACAACGUCGCCUACGUUGAAAUAAGGACGAAUGUAUCCCGAAAGUUUGUAGAAACUGGCAUUGGGCACAUGAAAUAGUGAUCCCCCUUAAGUGGAUGUAUUAAAAAGGGAAAUCAAAGCAUUAAACAUGGAUGUUGACUACUGGGAAGACAUAGCCAUAGACCGACUUUUGCGGAGAGAGAUGGUGAUCAAGAAAGCUAUGGACAGCGAAAAAGCGUUACCCUCAGCUCAGGAAGAAAUGCGUGGCUAACUAAAAGUUCCACCCUUGGGCUUGCAUGUGGACGGUAGACGAGUCCCACAUGAGCUAAGUUCUACUUAAACUCAAACAGCGAAUCUUAUAUUGAGCAAUUAACGGCGUUGACCUCCUCGACUAUAGUAUUUAACGUGAUUAUCUCCCCUGUCAGCAUGUACAACUCAUGUUGAGUAAUUAUUUUGGUUAGCUCCCAUGAUUAUGUUUACUUGUUCAGUAUACUUGAUUAUUCAACCAUAGUUGAUUAGUGCACCCUUUAGUCAUUACUUGUCCUUGUUCUCUCCCCAGACAGCAAUCCCAGACUCUUGUAAAAUCCUUUAGUUGUUAUUGUACUUCUAGCUGAGAUUGGACAUAUUUUGACAUAUAUUGACUUCCAAAAGACAUUCUGUAUUCUAACAGAAGGCAGGAUAGCCACUGGUCGCCCACUUUUAUGGUAUACGGAUGUAUGCAAACAUGACAUGAAUCUCUUCAAAAUUGACACUAGAUUGGGAAAAAGUGCCACUGGAUAGAUCCACAUGGAGAGAGAGCAUAGAAGGAAGGGUCUCGGAAGGCAGAUGCCAUACACAACAGCAGCAAAAGGAAGGGUGAAAAUGCAACAGCCCCUGGUAAUUACAUAUGCCCAACCUGUGACCGCAGCGGUGUAUCAAGGAUUGGCCUCUUUAGUCACAGAAGAAGUUGAAAUGGGAAAAGAUUGUCUCUCGAGACGUAAAAUGCCACAGAAUAUUUCCCCAAGUAUUUGUCGAUUUGCAAACUAUUGCUAACCUUUUUGACACCUUCUCGUCACCUGUUUGUCAUAAACUUGAUGUGUGCCACGACUACUGCCAGACACAUCUUCCAGCCAUAGACUCAACCCCCACCAGCUCAGAGCCAACGAUGUUACCAACGCUUCCGUAAGCCCAGCUUGCUACACUGGAGAAAUUGACAAGAAAGAUAAAAAAAAAAAACAACAACACUAAUAACAUUUUAUUGCUCGCAUUAAAAAAAAUGAACUAAAUCUGAUCCAAACCUUUUUAUAUAACAAUAUAUAUUUUAUUCACCACGUCCUAUUGAAAGAACACACAUUUUCAUUUUAUAAUUUUAAAAUUAAUAAACAUUUCAUGUAAAUUUAA
Messenger RNA from Biomphalaria glabrata, 3280 nucleotides. RefSeq names its product GTPase IMAP family member 9-like. The transcript is spliced from 3 exons. The record is from RefSeq and is a predicted model, not a curated record. Gene Ontology annotation, molecular function: GTP binding. Bases 222 to 1568 code for a protein of 448 amino acids. Lineage: Eukaryota; Metazoa; Mollusca; Gastropoda; Planorbidae.